AUGUCCGACGGCGAAGGUUCGGCGCAGACGGCCGCAGUGGAGACGGGCGGCCAGUCGGACAACAUGACGGUGGCCAUGGAUGGCCAGCAGCAACAGCAGCAGCAGAAUGUGUCCAUCACCAAAGACGACGGCGAACCGAACCCAAAAAAGGCCAAGCUAUCAGGCGGCGGAGGUGGUGAAGUUUUUGGCCGGGGCGGCGGCGGCGCGGACAAGCAGCACUCCUCUUCGGACAAGCUGGAGCAUAGGCUGGGAGGCAUAUUGUGCUGCGCCGUGUGCUUGGACUUGCCCAGGUCGUCCAUCUAUCAGUGUACAAAUGGACAUUUAAUGUGCGCUGGAUGCUUUGCUCAUUUGUUGGCUGAUGCACGUUUACGAGAUGAAAUGGCCACAUGUCCCAAUUGUCGUGUGGACAUUGCGAAAAACACAGCCACACGUAACUUGGCUGUUGAGAAAGCAGUCAGUGAACUGCCAUCAGAGUGUCAGUUUUGCGCCAAAGAAUUUCCACGUAACACAUUACAACAUCACGAACAACAGCUUUGUGCGGAACGACCAGUAAAAUGUGGAUACAGUAAGAUAGGCUGCCCUUGGCGUGGACCCAGUCAUGAAGCAUCUGAACAUGAAAAAGUGUGCCCUCACCCAUCAACUACGGGAAAAGAUGUCAUGUCUGCACUUGAUGCUAUGGACCAAAAGUUUCAGGAAGAGAAACUUUUAUAUGACACCAUAUUUGACUUGAUGAGUUUUGAAAAGAUAACAUUUAAUGAUUUGCAAUUAAAACCAUACCGAACAGAAGAGUUUGUACACAAGUUGUACUAUGAAACUGCCAGAUUUUCAGCUUUCAAUUUUCAGUGGGUUGUCAAAACCCGCAUCAAUAACAUGCAAAGAGACCCAGCGUUAAGUGUUGAUCGUCACAUGUCAUACCAGCUGAUUCUGAAAACCAAAAUCCCCACACCUAUGUCUGUCCAUUAUCUAGUAGUUAAAGGACCAUUUGGUGAUAUGAAGGUGAAUCCGAAAAUAUAUAAGUUUGAAUUCAACGAGAAUGAAACAGAAACACAAUUUGUAACAUUGCCAUUACCAGACUCAGCUGAAUGUAAUCGGCUGUUAGCUGCCAAAACGAUUAACUUGAGGUUGAUCAUGUUUUUGGUGUCGAAAUAA
Molecule: messenger RNA, 1149 nt
Organism: Macrosiphum euphorbiae (potato aphid)
Lineage: Eukaryota; Metazoa; Arthropoda; Insecta; Hemiptera; Aphididae
Source: the annotation of a GenBank genome assembly